Myiozetetes cayanensis is the source of this 2515-nucleotide messenger RNA. RefSeq names its product translation initiation factor IF-2-like. The record is from RefSeq and is a predicted model, not a curated record. Lineage: Eukaryota; Metazoa; Chordata; Aves; Passeriformes; Tyrannidae. Bases 1 to 1083 code for a protein of 360 amino acids. The transcript is spliced from 6 exons.
AUGGAUAAGGCGUCUGACUUCGGAUCAGAAGAUUGCAGGUUCGAGUCCUGCCGCGGUCGUGGUGCAGAGCCCUGUUGGCGUGGGGUGUUUUUUGCUCCGCCAGCCCGUGUCGUGGCCCCGCGGCUGCCGCGCCGCCGGUACCGGGAUCACCGCACCCAGCGGUCGCGUUUUGCUCCUGUCUCCAACCGGAGCUCGGAAGAAGGCGGGGGUCGGCUGCCGGCACCACGAGCCGGGCAUGGCGGCCACGGGAUCAGCCCUCGGCAGGGAUGGGAGUGGAGCACUCUGUCAUCUGCGUCCCGCAGCCACACGAGCUCCAUCCACCUCCUCGGCCCCGCGCCCGGCGUGACGAGAUCAGCACCCACCGCCCUGGUCUCUGUCGUCCUGAAAGCCCCGAGCCUCACGGGCUUUUUGUUUUUCUGUCUGUCUGUCGGGGAAGCAUCCCCGUUUUGGUGCGCCCCGUCGGGGUCUGGACGGGAGGUGGGACAUGAGACUUCACCCCCACUUCUUGGAGACCCCAUUCCCCGCCGGAGAACUCGAUGCUGUCGGUCGGCUAAUGGGGCGGUGGGACUUUGUUUAACCCCGUUGCCCCCGGGGCCAGGGGUCAAGGGCUUCCUCUUCCCCCGGGACAUGGCAGAGAGGCCGUCGGUCACAACACGAGGACCGCGGCGGGGAGGGGGAUGUGACGGCCGCAAUGUUCCCCCCGCCCCGCCGCGGCCCUCACGUGCGAUCGGCGUGGGACCCCGCAAACCUUCAUGUCUCCCCGGCAUCGAGAGGCUGAGGAAGGCUCCAGGUGGGUGUUUUGGGGGAGCAAGGGGCGGUCAAACAUCACCACGGGGCAGAGGGGAAUGCGAAGAAGCGGCCCCUGCCCUCCAGCAACCCGGGCUCUGCCUUCCCCUCCCAGCUGGAGCAGGAUGUUUUUGUCGGAGUACCGAUUUUAUCGGGGUUUCACCCCCUCCGUCCACAGGCAGAGAUAUCUUAGCUGCCCCCCGGAGCCAAGAAACGGGAGAGAAACGGGCAAUUUUUAUAGGUGACGUACGGGCUUACGUGAGAAUCCGUGCCCAGCACUGCUCUUUUUUCUCCUGAAAUAACCCUUCCGUGCAGCUCACACCCCCCUAUUCCAGCUGGCACCCCCCUUUCAAGGCUGGGGGGGUAAGUCGGGAGAGGGGGAAGCGAAAGAGAAGAGAAAAGAAAAGCACUCCCCAACAUCCCGCUCUUUUCCUGCUCGGGCAGCGAGCACCGGAGCUCCCAAAGUGAGCGGAGAAGAGGGCGACGGGAGACGGGCGGGAGCCGUCUCCGAGGUGGAGGGGUCUGGGGUGGGAUGAGAAUAGGGGAGGACCGUCCUUUUCGGGAUCAAGGGAGAACCAGCGAAGGAAGGAGGCUGGCGGCACCGCGGGCAUCCGAGAAAACCUGUCUGGGGAUCCCUGUGUAUUCAUCGGGGCGGCGAGAGACUCCCCAGAGCCGCUCCGGGGCAUCGGUGGAGUGAAUCGGAGAUAAAAAAUAGGAGCCAGGUUAAACGCAGGAAGGAAGAGGAGGAGAGGUCGGAAGCGAAGUAAAGCUCCCGGCCGCCCUGCCCCGGCCGUGCCCGCACCCUGGAGCGGACGGACGGACGGACGGACAGACAGAUGGCCGGCAUCCCCGACGGAGGGAUGUUUCUGUCUUUGGUUAUCUAGCUGUAUGAGUGUUGUGGAGCCAUCAUAAAGCUAGAUAACCGAAAGUAGAAAUGACUUCCAGACCUGCUCGCCCGGGGGAAGCGGCCGCACCAGGACCGGCGGUGCAGAGACGGCCCGACUCGCCGCCCUGGCGCUCCAGACAUGACUGAGAGUUCCUGGAGUGGGAUGCCUUGGGAAGGGACGUCUCCACCUGAGCAAGGAGAGAUCCCAGUGAGUGGAGAAGGGAUUUUUCAAGCCUGUGGGUUCCUUUUCGCUGUUGGCUACUACCUGCCCGGACUUGCCACCUGACUUCUUCAAGUUUCUCCAAGAGGGUCUCAACUGCUUCUCCAUUGACCCCAGAGAGGAGGCAGCUUUGACUCAUGAGCACAGCGGGUUUCUGCAUCACUUCGAAUCACGCCAGUCCACCCAUGGGGAGGGAGCCAGGGAAACACAAGGGAUCAUCCCACAUCACUCCUGUACGUUGCCUUCAGUGCCCUCAAUACCCCUGAGCAGGACCAAAGCGCUUAGACAGAGAGACCCAAGCCAGUCACUGUGACACCUGGUGAAAUACCAGGUGUGUGUGAAGAUUGGAGGGAGCUUUUAGCCCCCAGCUUUGCUCAUGGAGCAGAGCUUGGCCCUUGCUGCUCUUAAUCCCUGGGUCUGUGGAGCUGUGGGAGCGCAGCCUUCCCGAAGGCGCUGUGCUUGUGGCUCGGAGGACCAUGAGCCUCUCCAGGCCAGACAGCCCUGCUGCUGUUGUACUGCACCCUCUCUGUUCCUGUAAGAGAAACGAACUGCCUGUACUUAUCUCCCAUUCAAAUCCCGCCCCCCCAUGCACUGUUGAAAAUAAACUCUCCCUUUUGCAAAAA